GAUUGCAUUGUUAAUUGAGAUAGCAUACAGUGUAUACUCCACAUUGGAAGAGAACGUGAUGGCAAAUUGACGGAUAACAGGUGCGCAUGCGUAAUUUGAUUGACGUCAUCCUGUUUGAGUUGAAGGACGCAGAAAAAGGAUCACUUGCACUAAUCGUGUUCAUUCGUUUUUGUUGUUCUCUGGGUAAGAAAACUAUAAUUAUAAGAAGCAAACGUGACAAUGAAGUUUGGAGUACUUUUGUUUCUUCUUGGUGUUACACAAGAUGUAUCAUCGAACCCUAUUAUACCUAUACCAGGAGCAGGACGAGACUGUUCCAUUUCAAAGGCGCCCCAGUGCUUUUAUCAACUCGAGGAGGUUGGCUGUUAUAAGGACAAACUUCACAAUAGGGCGUUACCAAAUCUUAUCCUGACAGCCAGAGAUCCCUCGUCAGUAUCAAUUUACUUUGGACAGUCCAUUGAUUGGGAAGACUGGUCAAGCUUCAUUGACAGGUUUACAUGCGCAUGUGCAGAGAGAGCAAAGCAACUCCACUAUGACUAUUUUGGAAUCGAGUACUAUGGGGAGUGCUGGGCUGGAAUGAAUAAAGGUUAUAAAGCCCACGGCCAGUCGGAAAAUUGUAAAAUGAUCAAAGAAGAUGAGUGCACUUUUGAAGCUUGCAAUGAAAAGUUCAAUGGUCCCAGGAAAUGCGUUGGAGGCCCACUGGCUCUGUAUGUUUACAAAGUCAAUCAAAAACCAGCGCCACCUCCGCCACUACCAACGACAAAAGCACCGCCACCCCCCCCCCCAUCAACGACAAAGGCACCCCCACCCCCACCCCCACCGCCAGCAACUCCUCCGAAGGGUCCCCAGUAGAGGACGAGGAGAGAGGGUAGAUUGUGUCGUUCAUGAUAACUGUAUGUGCUUCUAUGACUGAGAUGAAUAAAAACAUGCAGUUGAAACCAAACUAUCUCUGUCUUUACUUUAAAAAAAUUAGUAAUAUCUAACGUAUUCUGAAUUUCAUCGCAGUUUUAUUGAAAACUUUUAUUUUUCGCAUAAUGGUUGAUAAAAAGCA
Orbicella faveolata is the source of this 1048-nucleotide messenger RNA. RefSeq lists its product as uncharacterized. The record is from RefSeq and is a predicted model, not a curated record. NCBI's taxonomy places the organism in Eukaryota, Metazoa, Cnidaria, Anthozoa, Scleractinia, Merulinidae.